Molecule: messenger RNA, 991 nt
Organism: Zophobas morio
Lineage: Eukaryota; Metazoa; Arthropoda; Insecta; Coleoptera; Tenebrionidae
Gene: TfIIEbeta
Product: general transcription factor IIE subunit 2
Exons: 6
Coding region: 71-955 (294 amino acids)
Biological process (GO): transcription initiation at RNA polymerase II promoter
Cellular component (GO): transcription factor TFIIE complex
Molecular function (GO): TFIIH-class transcription factor complex binding
Source: RefSeq, a predicted model, not a curated record
UGGUUGGCAGCAGUAAUGACAGGUGAUGACAGGUUUCAGGUAACAAUGUUGUGUUUGCAAAUAAAGUAAAAUGGAUCCCGCCUUACUCAAAGAACGAGAAUUAUUUAAAAAACGUGCACUUACAACACCUACGGUAGAACGAAAAAAGACUGAAUCACGACCAGAACCAGCACGAGAUGAUAGUAAUAGUAGUAAGAGGUUCAAAUCUUCCAGUAGUAGUGCCCCAAAAUUGGAUAUCAACACAUAUAAGACAGCCACGGGAAGUUCUCAGUAUCGCUUUGGGGUCCUGGCCAAAAUUGUAAAACAUAUGCGAAAGAGGCAUCAAGAAGGAGAAACAUAUCCACUAACACUAGAGGAAAUUUUAGAUGAAACAAAUCAACUAGAUGUAGGAAACAAAGUUAAGCAAUGGCUGCAAACAGAAUCAUUAAUUGAUAACCCAAAAAUCGAAGUCUCUCCAGACGGGAAAUUCUUAUUCAAAGCCCCUUUUAAACUGAAAGAUCGAAAAAGUUUACUAAAAUUGUUGAAACAACAGGACUUGAAAGGUUUAGGUGGUGUGCUGUUGGAUGACGUCAUAGAAUCGUUACCACAUGCAGAGAAAGCGUUAAAGGUGCUGCAAAAUCAAAAUGAAAUAAUUUUUAUAAUUAGACCUAUAGAUAAGAAAAAAGUAUUAUUUUACAAUGACAGAACUGCCACGUUACCUAUAGAUGAAGAAUUUCAGAAGUUGUGGCGUUCCGUUGCCGUGGACGCCAUGGAUGACGCUAAAAUCGACGAAUAUCUAGAGAAGCAAGGAAUCCGGUCGAUGCAAGACCACGGCCCCAAGAAGCCAAUCGCUCCAAAGAGGAACAAAAACACUAACCGCAAGAAAACAUUCAAGAAACCAAGAGAUAACGAGCAUUUAGCAGACGUCCUUGAAACUUACUCAGACAACACUCUCACCCAAAAGAAUACUGUAUAAUUUAAAAAAUGUAUAAAUAAAUUUGUAUGUUACAUA